Molecule: messenger RNA, 465 nt
Organism: Helianthus annuus (common sunflower)
Lineage: Eukaryota; Viridiplantae; Streptophyta; Magnoliopsida; Asterales; Asteraceae
Exons: 2
Coding region: 1-465 (154 amino acids)
Source: RefSeq, a predicted model, not a curated record
AUGUUUAAGGUAUCACCAUGGAAAGGAAUAAUCCGGUUUAGAAAAAGGGGAAAGUUAAGCCCAAGGUUUAUCGGGCCCUUCAGAAUCAUCGAGCGGGUCGGCAGGGUGGCAUACCGUCUCGAACUGCCUGCAGAGUUGAGUGGGAUACAUAGCACGUUCCAUGUAUCACAUCUCCGGAAAUGUCUAGCUGACGAAACCGCGUAUAUUCACUAUGACGACAUCGAGGUGGAUAACAGUCUCAACUACGCGGUGAGACCAAUUGCGAUUUUAGACCGUAAGGUAAAAAGCCUGAGGAACAAGAUGAUUAGUCAAGUAAAGGUCAAAUGGGAACACCGAAAAGGAUCAGACACCACAUGGGAGUCUGAAGAGGAAAUGAGACGACUCUACCCUACACUUUUCGGCAACACGAGCGAGGCGUCGGGAAGUCAUGCUGGUGUGGACGCACGUUUAAAGGGAAAGCUUUGA